Molecule: messenger RNA, 21715 nt
Organism: Porites lobata
Lineage: Eukaryota; Metazoa; Cnidaria; Anthozoa; Scleractinia; Poritidae
Source: the annotation of a GenBank genome assembly
UUUUACCCUGUAUCUUGGUUUGACAAGACGAAGGAUCACUCGCUAUGUUUAAGAUGGGGAGCCUGCUUGCCUUUGGAACAGUCUAUCUCCUGAUGCAUAUGUGUGCUUGGGCACAGGAAACCUCCGAAGAAAGCUCUGUACGUUUUACCGUAGAAUUUUACGUUGAAGUAAUUACUAGCUUACUCGACCAACUGUAGGUUGUCAGUUUGUUUUCUUUCCUUAUUUUUUUCUCUCACUCUUUCUGCCGUAAGGAGUAGUUUAUUCCUAAUUUCUCAUUUGGUAUUGGAGAUUUUACUGAUCUACAAUCCUCGUCACAAAUCUUGAAACACUGGUGCGAUUUUCCCCUCCCCAAUGUUGAUUUGGAUUUUCAGUCAUUUCAGUGCUCCAAAAUAAGCUCGGCUCAACAUUGGGGAAGGAGAGGGGCACAUUUGAGUGAGAACAAAGGUGUGAAGAGUGAAUGUAAGAAAUCUAGAGAAAAUUCAAGACAAAUGGCUCCUAUCUCAACGAUUUGUGACGAGUAUUGUAGGUCUUCUUACGAUCCGGGCUGUUCUCACUGAUUUGUUGCCCUGGUUUGGCCUUUACGGCAAGUGUUUUUUUUAUACAACUUUAUGUUACCAGGGCGUCAGUGAGUUGGACAUGUGCGUUUAUUACCAAUUGUUCUAAAAGUGUGUCAAGAGUAAAACUAAAACUGUGAGAAGGAAGUAUAUCUAGUCCUCAUUAGAGGAGUUAUAUCACGAUUACGCUGUCUUAUGUGGUUUAUUUUAUGUCAAAACUUGUUAUCCCUGCCUAGAAAAAGGGUACAGACGUAACGAUACUGACAUGACGAGUAACAGUAUCUUUAUUGUGCCUUACUCUCCAUAUGGAGGUGUCGGUCCGUUUGCAAUAAAGGUCUUACAUUUGAGUGACAGUAACGUCUAACUAAUGAUUCACGCACUUUAAAGUAAUCAAAGGUUUUCUAUUGACGAGUGGUCCAGAGAUCGUAAAGUAUCUUUACCCCAUUUUUCAAUUAAUAGGCCUUACAAACCUUUUUAUUAGUUUUACCAGACAAAUUAUUGAUUUAGGACAACUACGGUGGUUAAAAUAUUCCCAUUUACAGUAACUACCUUUUAAGAAGCUUUGCAACGAUUUUCUACUUUAAAACCCUUGGAAACAAUGCAUGUCAACCCCAAAAUAAUGUUUAACAGUUUCCAUUUAAUUACUCUACCACUGUACCUCAACUAAAACAUACUGCAUGUCUUUGGCUUUAGAUGACCAGAACGGAAACUUGAAAAAAUUGCCAUGGGCCAGCUUUUUCAGGUUGAGCUCCUAAUUUUUGAAAAUUGAGCGAAAAACCGAUUAUGCUUUGCUUUCUCUUUGAUAGAAUCUUUCUUUUAGAGUUCCAAGCAAGAGAAAACAUGACUAAGAAUGCAUAGCUGUAAUUUCAGCUCAGCUUUGACUAGACAAAUGUAGAAAUCACUUUCUCAAACUCAUUAAUAAUUCAUAAAGAAAAUUCAAAGGAAAUUAAUGUUUAAUGAGUGUUUGGAUAUCGGAUGAAAAACUGCUCAUUUUUGCAUCCUUAAUUUCUCCUUCAAAAAUGAUUUUGUUUGAGAAGAAAUAUCAAACAUUCGACACUGUGUUUCAUCACCAGAUGAAACACCUCGAAGUUCGUCAAAAAUACUCCGCUACGCGUCGUAUUUUCAACUCUCUUCUCGGUGUUUUAUCUGGUGAUGAAACACUGCGUCUCAUGUUUGAUAUAUUACAUGAAAUAGCCCUUUAGGGGGACCAUUGUUGCUGAAUUUUUAUAGAAAAGGUUACCUGGUAAAUUGGUUCUACUGUACAGCGAGUUCGCUGCACGGACUCAGGAGCACAUUGUUGGGACGGAGAACUAUCUUUUGUUUUUAUUUAAUUUUUAAAUGGUGCUGAAAGAGGGUCAAGUUCGGGCGAGGAUUCCGAUGAAUCUGACGUGGAGACUGUGCAAGAGCCAGUGGAGAGGGCUGCCGAAGAUUCUGACACGGAAGCGGAACAAGAUACAGCCUCACCAAAAUAAACACUUUUUUAUUUGUUGUUUUCAUUCGGCCGCGUAUGAAAAUAAUGAACGUUUAUGAUUUUAGAUUACGAUUCUCUAUAAAACAAACUGAAACGUCAUGAAACAAUUUUGAGCAAUUGUAAGUAUUCCAUUCUCAAAAUCUUGAUUACCUUUCUAAUUUCAAUAGAUCGUGCCUGAUUAACAACGUGUAUGUUUUAAUAGACUACGAUAGUGAUACUUUUUUUACAAAAUGGAGGGUCUGUAAAAGGGUUUGGGUUUUGUGUCUGGGCUAGAAUAAAGUUUAUAUAAUACAAAAUACAACUGAACGUGGUCUUGAAUAUAUGGUUGGGGGUUUAGAGUCCUAGCGGCAAAUCCUACCAAAGUAUUUACAAAUGCACUCACCCGGGGUCCCGGCGCGACCUAAAAUUCCUUUUUUUUUUUUUUCGUCUGAUCCCCCAUUAUGCUUGUCAAUUACGGCUGAUCCCCCCUAAAGGUCUUCAAAAAACCAUGUGAUCCCCCCCUAAAUACUCCGACCCCCCCCAGGCGAUAAAUAAUGACCGGUCCCUUAAUUGGCAACUAACUUUCCACCCACCGAAAAGAUCUUUUUUAAGCAUUUAAUUUACCCUGUAAGGACACCACCACAGAAAAGCAUUUUUCUCUCGAAUGAAAUCUCGGCGAGAUCUAAAAUAACAUCUGCUGAAAUAUUGUUAUUACAAGGAUUUGACUUAGUUAACGUCUGUUUAAACUGGGAGAACGCACGUAGAUUAAAAAAGAACAAGUAUCUUUCCUGAUAAGGGGCGUCGGCUUUAUCUAAGUAUAGAUAAUCAGAUCAUCAAACCCUUGUAACUAAAAAAAAAAAAAAACCGCUGAUGGGUUGUUUUGUUUUCUUUUCGGUAGAAUAAACAGACUGCCUCUGGACAAAUAGGAGAGGAACCACCUCAAUCUGUAUUUUCAUAUCAUACACUCUUUCCGGUGAGUACUUUUGAAUUGCCUAUCGUGGGAGCAAGUCUCCCUUUAAUAAAAACAAGGGGCCAUGUUGCUUCUAUGUCACUUGGAAUUUAACGACUGCAGACAAUUCGCAUCGUUUUACUGAGUCGAUUCGAGCCUUUUCAAAUAAAUUCUUAGCCCCAUUAUCGCUUUCUCACGGUGGGAGAGGCCUAAAGGGAACAAAAUGGACGUACAUGCGAGAAGGAAGGGUUUCUUCAAAAGCGAGCUUUUCUAUCUUUUUUUUCUCGAUAGUCUUUAUUCCGAUCAAGUCACUUGUCAAGGGGUACAGGUGUACUAACCCCUCAUGCACCAACAGAGCACUGUACUGUUGGUUCGAUGUUGAGGCAGUAAGGACCUAACGCAGCCGCCCUGAGGAGCUUUGCUCAAGAAAAAAAAUCUCAGCAGGCGCCGGAAAUUGAUGCCCUGGUACGCGAUAGAAAGGUGUUUGCUUGGUGUCAUAAAAUUAAUUAAGACCGGAACAUAAUAAGUAAACCAGACACCAAGUAUCCGCGAGAGACGCGUCAUUUGAGCGCGAGGCAAGGCGAGGAGCCAGCAUCCCACGCAACCGUUUUUUUUGCGGCGUGACCUUUCUGUUUAAAAUGAAAAAGAUUUUGAUCAUUCCAAAUGUAUCUUAAAAAUAAAAGCUCGCGUCAUCUACCCGUAGAAAGUAAUUUACAUGAUAAACAAAUCCAGAUCGGACUGCCGGUGAUUUGGACGGGGCACGCCAGGCUUAAAAGACAUUACUUUAAAGCAUUUUAUAUUUCCUUUGUCACUUUGAUAUUAUUUUUGAAGGAGCGACCAGUAUUUCAUGUGGAAAUGUGUGACAAAGCGCCGCAAAAACUUGUUUCCAGUGCCGCUCAAAUGAAUGGACGGCAGCGUACAUGUACGAUUUUUUUUGUUUUUGAGGGUCAGGCAGCGAUCAUGCGAUGAAACCGAGUUAAAUUCUUACUAAUUAAUUAAUAUUCUACCUUAGACUUUCAAAGUUCAAAAGCGCUGUGGUUUUGAUUUCGAAACCAUUUGAAGUGAUCUGAAGGCGACCGUCGACGGUAUGAGUCUUCGUUUCCCAUUUCGAGUCUGUCGAGGGUUACAACCCCCAAAAGCAUUGGCAUGCACUCAAAAAAGAAAUAUGUGAACUCCGGCCGACGGGUUUCUCCAAAAAUGAAAUAUUUAGGAGAUUUCCUGACGAAAGACGUGGCAACGCGGGAACUUGAACCCGCCAAAUCGGCCUAUGCCGUAGUGGAAUUCAACAUGAUGCCAGCUACGUUGUACGUCGCUUCCACGUUCGUUUGAUCACUGAUCUUCUUCGCCAGAAUAUCAUUCCAACGGAUGGCCUUGUAAAUUCUGUUACGGACUUAAGUUACAUAUUAGUGAUAUUAGACUUGAGGUAAGUUUGUUUUUAGUCAAAUUAUUCCCAUUACAGUGAGGUAUUUCUGUUUUCUGGUCACUUCAAUUUAAAGAAAACAUUUAGCUUUAAUAUUAUUCUGUUUCUCUUCGGUAGUCAGUUUAUUUAUGGGCGUUUGUUAUCUAAUGGCAAAAUCUAAUUUUUAUCAUAAUUAUUUUGUACUAACUGGUUUUGUUUCUCUUGGGUAGUCAGUUCAUUUAUGGGCUGUUGUUAUCUGAUGACAAAACCUAAUUUUUAUCAUUAUUAUUUUAAACUAACUGGUACUGUUUCUCUUGGGUAGUCUGAUGACAAGACCUAAUUUUCAUCACAGUUUUCAUUUUGUACUAACUGGUUCUGUUUCUCUUGGGUAGUCAGUUCAUUUAUGGGCUAUUGUUAUCUGAUGACAGGACGUAAUGUUCAUCACAGUUUUCAUUUUGUGCUAACUGGUUCUGUUUCUCUUGGGAAGUCAGUUCAUUUGUGGACUGUUGUUAUCUGAUGACAGGACCUAAUUUUCAUCUUUUUCAUUUUGUACUAACUGGUUCUGUUUCUCUUGGGUAGUUAGUUCAUUUGUGGACUGUUGUUAUCUGAUGACACAACCUAAUUUUCAUCAUUUUCAUUUUGUACUAACUGGUUCUGUUUCUCUUGGGUAGUCAGUUCUUUAUGGGCUGUUGUUAUCUGAUGACAGGACCUAAUUUUCAUCAUUUUCAUUUUGUACUAACUGGUUCUGUUUCUCUUGGGUAGUCAGUUCAUUUGUGGACUGUUGUUAUCUGAUGACAGGACCUAAUUUUCAUCAUUUUCAUUUUGUACUAACUGGUUCUGUUCCGGAUUAUUAUUAUUAUUGUUUAUUGCUAUUAUUAUCAACAUCAUUAUUGAGUGAUCUAAAACUAUUUUUCUUUGAUACAGGGCUAUAAUUUGCAGCAGGUGAUGGAGUGUACACUGAUUUGCUUUAGGUUUCUUUCAGAAAUUCACAUAGAAUUUGCUUUAGUUACAAUUAUUGCUUGGGUAAUGAGAUAAACUUUCAGCGACACAGUGUGACAAAAUUGUUUUAACCAAAAUCGUGAUAACACCAUCAAAACGUUUUUAUUAUUAGUAUUAUUCGUUAAUUUCAAACGAUGCUAAUAUAUGUAUGUAAAAAUGAAAUUAUCUUGCCGCUUGUUACCGAGCUAUCCGUACUGUAAAACGUCAAAUGAAAAGUUAUAACACUCACAUGUCUAUUUAUGAUUUUGUCAAUGAAAAUCGACGACAAAAAAUUCCCUUCUCUGGCUCAAUUAAGAAGCUUGGGUUGCAAAAAAAUGUGUUUGUAAAACACAACCGAGUCAAUCAUCGUACGGUAAAUAAAUCAAAGCAUUAAUUACUUAAGCAAAAUAGAAUCUUAGGGUUAACGUCCCGAGAUUACUUCACACCCUCUGGUUGCCUUCCCUUCGCCGUGCCCUGUGAGCUUAGCCUGUGAACAGGCUCUCUGUCUGGGGGAAAAAUAGCAAGGAAAGGGAAGGGAAGGGGGGAGAGAGCCUGUAGACACACGUUUGAGGCCGCUAUUCCGCCCUCUUGUAAUUAUCUUGCCGAACAUCUGUCAGCAAGAUCGUUAUCUGUCAAUCAAUUUCGCGCGUGAGUAACUCCUGGGAAAAUUAUUAUUAAAAGGGAAAACAUCCGUGUUUUGCUUCGUCUCAAAACAAAGUGAAAUGGACCGCGAGCCUAAUUGUCGAUUUUGAAAAAAAUCGUUGAUCUCCGGUAAGAGAAUUAAUACGGUGCAGGUCGUUGGCGUUUCAAGAAAUAAGACCUUGCUGGUUGACAGUGGCCAAGACAGCGUUGUACUAGCGCAAGCAUUUGAUUGCUCAAGAUUUCCUCUUGUGCAAGGAGAAAGCUUUUCCGAUUUAAGCUGCUUAACUUGUGCUCAUCGCGCCGUUCGUCUUGCUAGUUCAGUUUCUAAUUCAACAAGCCCCUGCAAUGAGCGAACUUGGAAUGCGAAAGGUACAGAUACUAUCAUGACUUCUCCAGAACGUGAACCUCCAAAGACAAGUACAAAGAAAUCAACAGCGCUUCGAUCGCCGACAGAAAUUACACCUUAGGGUAUUUAUCCCGCAUUUAUAGCAAUAAAAGAGGGCGGUAGGCCUACACGGCGUUUACCUCACGCCAAAAUGCUGCCUGUUCCCAUAAGUUUUUUCCUCUGCUCGGUAGAUUAUGCUCUGGAAGGUUCUACAUUUUCACUGAGCAAAUAUGGUUUUAGCCGCUGGUUUCACACUGAGAGGUCAUGGCAUACAUAUCGAUUUACUGUGGUUUUUGUCUCUGGUCGGCAGGAUUUGCCCUCUCUGAUGCAAGAGCAUUUUCUUUGACCUCUUUUGAAGCGCAAAGCUUUUUAUUGCGGCUGAAUAAGGGUCGUACUUUUCUCCAAAGUGCCCUCUGGAUCUGAAUAACUAAGCGAUUUUCUUUAGUCCGUAAAUGUAAUGUUUUUCUGAAAUGUUGUAUCACGCUGGGCCCAGGUCGUUAGUUUUCUUUGCAGAAUGUUUAAAAUGAUCACGGAUAGUAAUUUACAGAUCCAAAGUUAUAAGAUUCAAGUGCAGCUUAAACCGAAGCUACAUCAACUAUGGAGAAUUGCAUUUUGACUCGGUAAACUCCAGCCUAGUGUUUUUCUAUCCAUUAGAUAGUGUGAGUCUUUUGACUGGAGCGCGUAGUUCCUCCCUUGGUAAUAGCUUUUGAACAAGCUUAACAGUCUUUGGAGUGUUUUGUUAUUUCCAAACGCGUGUUACGUGCCGACCGAAAAGCCGAUGUCAAUCAGACCUUUCAACAGUCAGUGUUCUCGCCAAUAGGAACUUGCAUCAGGAUCUGAUGCACAGCGGGUGCCGUGGAACGGCGGUCCCAAAGGCUUGUCCACAGGCCUUGUCGCUUUUCCCUCUCCCUAAUUCCCCGCUCGACCAAAGGCCUGUUCACAGGCUAUGUGAGCUUUGCGUUAGAUCUCACGGUUUAUGAUUAUAGAAUCAAGUCGCUAUUAAAAUGAAGCUGUUAUAAGUCGGUUGUAGUUACUGAUGUCCAAGAAUUCCAAAUGUUCCUGUUUCGGGAAUCGUAGUUUCUCUGGGAUUAACUCAUUCUCACUGAGUAAACAUUAAUUUAUCACAGGUAAGUAAAUGUAUUUAAUUUAUCACAUCGAACCUCGUUGCUGACGCCGUUUUGUGUAAUGUUCCUGCGGACUACACAGUAAUAGACAGAAGAUAGUAUACUGUUCGAUCGACAUAAUUGCAAAUAAUUUCAUUCCUCCCGUAAGAAUAGAUUUAGGCCGACAUUAAAAUGUUUCUCGGGUGGUAAACCUCAGCGUCUCGUAAUAUUUUCUGAGUCGGCAAAGGGUUUAUGUUUCAUUUUCAAUUUCUCUUUAGUAACAGAUAUAAACCCCGCUCUCGUUAAGGUUUGUUUCUUGAUCUUCGAUUAUCCCAUUCGAGUGAUAGUUAUUUCUCUUGCUAUCGCCUUCUAUAAUUAUGGUUGUGCGAUCAAUAAUUAAAGAGCGGGGUUUUUUUACAGUAGAGCCAUGCCUUGAAUACUAUUUCGCGUGAGAAGUAACAGUUGACGUGUGUCUCCACGCGAGUAAAGCCAACAAAUUCGCGUCCGUAUCUGGAAAACCUUUUUAUUAUGUCAAGAAAUGUCUUAUUUACACGUCUUGUGAUUCCCACGCCGGAUGUUUUUGGAUGCCGGCAAGUGCGAAAAAAGUAAUUACCGAGGAUUCCAAAGUAACACCUCAGUCGUAUGAAGGCGCGAAUUGUGAUCUCCCGUUUCAGUUAAUCAUAAGCCAUGGGUAGAUUCAAUCUACCCUUAGCCUAAUUUGCAUAAUUUUUUUUGGUGAGCAAAGCCCGUCACGGAUCGGUACAAGAACGACCGAGCAAGUUGGUUCAGAGAGCUGGUUUAUUACAGGACAUAUUUUUUAAUGGACUGAAACUCUGACAGUCAGCUCCCAAGUCAACUUUCGGUUGCUAAAAGAGAAUUAUAUUGCCAAUUAAAGCGUGACCUUGUUAACUUAUGAACAAUGUUAAGAUGGAAUAUGAAAGUAAGAGACAUUUUAUAUUCAAGAACAACAACUUUAUUAUUUUAACCAUACAAGCAUAAAAAAACUAUAAAAUUAUGCAAACGUGAAAAAGUUAUUGGAUGCGGAGAAACUGAAUAACAGCACACAACACGCCACCCAACGCAAAACGAACUAAUGUCUACUAACAAAAAAAGGAAAUACAGAAAAUUAGGCAAGCACUAUUUUUGAGAAAUAUGAAAGAAAAUCAGAAUACUAAACGAGGACCUCUAUUCAAAGACUUUCAAUUUGGGAGUCCUUAUCUAUAUUAUAGUUGUACUAUAGGUUCCAAAGCCUUUUCUUACAACACCCAAGUAAACAAUUAUUGGGCCGAGAUUGAGGGUGACAAAUACCUUCUAGGAUUAUGUACCUCGAGCUCACUUACGGAAAUUUGAGAUGGGGCGUUAACUGAAUUGAAACCGUAGUUAUUAGACAAAAGUUAAACAGUCUUAAUUCUUGACGCAAAAUUUCUCUGCCAGUAACCAUAAAUUCGAGAUAAUGUCAUAUUUAAUAAAUAAAUAAACAAACAGGGUAAGCCAAACUAAAUCGCCUAUUAAAGCACUUCAAAAACAACGUAAAAUUUACAAAAAAAUAUGAAGAAACGACUCACGUAACGACUCUUCAUUUCUCUCUUAGAAAUCUCAACUAUUAUCUCUAACUAACCUAGAUAGAUGUAUAGGCCGUUUUGUUUCUCUUCAGGCCAAAGUCAGGUAAUUUAUAUUGCAUAUAUAUAUAUACACAGAAAAUGCUGGAUUGCCCUGAGGUGAGGCUGCAAACUAUGAAAAAAGCGCGCAUUUUAACUCUUGACACACAGGUGGUUUCUUCAUAUUUAUUUAUUUGUAUUUAUUUUAUGGCUCAGGGAAAAAAGGAAUACCGGUACAAGAAAAAAGCAAGACAUUACAUGGUAAAUGAUGCCGAAUAGCAAGGAGAGGUGCACGAACCGAGAGGAUCAAAUGCGGUUACAAUGUAGCCACCCAGCCUAAAAAAGAUGUAGCUCCUUGAAGAAAUAAAGUAGUGCUGAAAAAUAUGAAUUUUUUGUUAAACUCAGACUAUGUCGUUUAAUGCGAUUAUGCGCAUUGAACGGUACUUAAGGUGGCUCUAUUGGAUUUUUCAGGCUAAAAUAUACCUACAAGUUUGAGCAUUAACUACGUCGCAAUAAACCAAUACAAAUAUCUAGGAACAUGAUCGUCGCAUCUUUAUCAGACGAAGGUAAAAAUUUGUUAUGAGCAGUGCUAUGUUUUGUCAAAGGAGUUGUCAUAGCAAGAAAAUAACUUCAUUAUCAAAAUCAUUCAUAGGAGCUUGUUCCUCCAACAGCUGCCUCAAUGCUCGUCAAGUUUGAGCAAAAUCUGUGAGAGCGUUAUAGAGAUAUUUUGGGAUGAAAUUUUAUGUUGAGACAUCAGUACAGUAAAAAACUGAAUAACAUAGAUGUUCGGCUGUUAUCUAACGACUUCAUUACUUUGCUAUGGAAAAAGCAAUAUUAACGUAACACCGAUCAUAACAAAUCAGUUUCAUAUUCAUCUAAUACAGCUGUGGUGAUCAUUCUUUCAAAUCUUUGUUAAUGCAGAAGUAGUAAAUGCUCAAACUCAGUUGGGAGUUAUUGCCCCUAAAAAUUCAGUCCAGCCACCUUGUGGGUUAGGUACUGAAGGGUUUUUUUUACCAGCAAAUAAACGCAUGCGAUGACUGCUGUGCACGAGUGACGAGACUGCUCCUUGUGCGUUACAGUGUCAAGAAUUUCGAGUAAUCUAAAGCGAACACGUGUGUUUAUUUCUCGGUAAAUGACAAACUAAUAUUCUCUAACACUUUUUAAGUUCAAUCUAACUGCUCUGCAACGUAAAUAAAUCUAAAUAAACUUUCAUGGGAAAUGUAAUAAAAUCUAAGCUAUUCAAAGAGAAAAUUACCGAGAAAAGAUAAAACUGACCCAAGAGACUUAUGUGCCCGGCCUUAACACCGUCCAUCGGCCAAAAAAAAAUUACAGCGAAAGUGAAACGCUUGAAAGUUUUUAAUUAAAUAUUGAAUUGAUAGACCAAAACACCGUCCAUCUAUCAUUUAAAACUUUUUUUGGAAAAUGUAGCAUUGUUUAUUGAACAAAAAUCCUCCUUUAGUUUAUUUUCAGUUGUUUUUGGUACGGACCGUGAAAGAAUUGUACGCCCUAAGAUUAAUAUAAUGCAGGUGCAUUUAUUUCUUAAGCGCGAUCUCUUAAGGCGCCGUAAACAUAUUCACUUUUUCCCCGCUUACGUCAACAUUGACGUUCUCUUUAUCGUCUUCCAUUGUGGGACCGGGAAAUUGCAAAACUGUGCAGAAUGUCAAUUUUGAGAAAACAAAGUCUAUAAUCACGAUAAUUGGACGAGGCUGUUGGGACCUUUCACACUGGUUCUGCCUGCGGGUACAACUAGUUGCUUUACAGAUAGAGAAACAGAGACUGGAGAGAGAGACUGGUUUUUCAUGUGUUCAUGUUAAACACUAAAAGCGAUAACGUUUUCCAUAAUGUGUAAUUAGCGUUAUCACAUUAUCGAAAGGCUAAUUUUUUUUCCUGAGUAAGAGGCAGUCUACCAAAGUACGCUAGCAAUAUAUGUAAAAUUUUAUUACCCGUAUCUGUAAAGCGGAAACGGGUUAUCUUAAGGUCGCUAAUGAUAGCCAGGAAUAUCAUUUUCAACCUCGUUACCAGGGUUCCCUCCUACCCGCCCCUCUCGCUCCGUAGGGCGGGUAAGAGAGAACCCUGGGAACAAGGUUGUAUCAUUUUAAGGCUUUAAUCUAUAGCACGAGACAUGUCCAGGUAACCUUGCAUAAUUUUACCUCUCCCCGUAUAAGAGAACGCGGACACUCUUUGCAGCAAAAAAAAAAGAAGCAAAAAAAGCUAAUUAACCUCCCAUAUGCGGAAUAAGUAAAACACAUUUAGACCAGAAUCCACUUAACUCUAUAUCAAUAUUCUAAAGUACGGUCAAACCCUUUCUUUCCCCAUCCGUAUGGGCCAUUUGCACGAUGACGUCUAUUUACUACUAAGACCAGAAUUCAUUUCGUUUUUUUCUUUUAUAUUUAAAUUUGGUAAUCCCUGUGAGGUUUGAGUAACAGAAGCCCUAAUUUGAACAAGCAAACGAAACCCGUGCAAAUAGCCUAUUGAGCAGUACCCUGGGUGCCAGUGGCUUUUCAUGCACGUUUUCCGGUUUCGGUCAAGUCUUAAAAAGUGAUCCGCGUAACUUCGCCACUCGUUCCCCGUCGCACGCGAAAAAAACCCUCUGGUACCCAGGGUAAUUGACCAGGUGUCCGCAAUGCGGGGUUUGACUGUAAUUCUAUUCUCGAACAAAAAAACGAGUUCUAACAAGAGAGUGGCACAGUUUUAAAAGUAAGGAUGUUACGUUCUUUUUUUACAACUCCCCUUGAAAGUUAUUAAAAGAGUACUUCAAUUGGCUCGAAGAUUUUCCAGCUUCUCCUAAGCGGACACCUAUCCCUGGUUCCGAGGUUAGACUUUAUAUGACAUUUAAUGGGAAGAACAUGUUCACUAUGAGCGUCAUUUUUUUGCUGACGAUUGAAAGAGCUCGCAUUGCACUAUAUUAUCACUGCUCCGAUAUUGCGAGCAACGAUUUAAGUCUUGGACACACGAUGCAAUUUAGUCAUUGCGCAGAAGGAAAACAGGUCCAGGUCAAAACAAGAACAAGUGCCUUUAACACAGUCCUUUUUGUUGCAGCUGCUCUCGGAAAUGAUGUCUCAUUUGAAAAAAUUAUUAAAUCAUAUGUUUGUAGAGGAGAAAAAAUUGGCUAAAAUGCUUCCAAGACAGAGUGCAGCACCCAGACUGUGCAUCUUUAUUUGGCAAUUAAAAGACAUUCGAGGAGUUUCUGUUAAAAAUAAUACCUAAUAUGUUAGCAAUUAAAAAUGAGAAAGAAAUGCUAUAAUUUAAGAAAUCAUUUUUUUGGAGGAUAAGACUGAAAAGGGCAAAAAAUAGAGAAUAUUACACCCCUCUUAUGGCUCUUGAGUCUACCCAGUGAUAAUUUAACCUUCCUGGUACCUGGCGAAUAGUUUGUUUCUACUCGGCUAAUGUUUUGCUUCCCAGGUCGCUUUCUGUUGUGAAUUCUACAAAACCAGCGCAUUUCGUUUUUCACAUUUGUUUAAAAGAAGCAAAAAUAUUUUCCACUCGGUCUGAUACAGAGGGGUGUAAUAUUUACUAGCAGCAUAUAUAAUUGUAAUCUAUACUUAGAAUAACUGCAUCACGAAACUGCAACUUACAAAUAAAACCUUAAAUGACUGCAUAAUCCUGGACGAUUCGACUGCUGCGUCGACUGAAAUCGCUCUUGAAGCGAAUUAAGAAAAUUCUUCAAAUUGGUUUUUGCAGGGAAAAAAUUGGCCUCCUCCAUGUAGUUCUAUUCAAUUGACACGCUAUAAAAACAAGUUUCAAGUUGUACACAUGCAUAUUUUUUCUUCUUUCGAAAGUAAUGGUUAAUUGACAGCGGAUUAAAAACAAGAUCAUGUUUGUAUCCCGUCAUUUGUCUAUUACAAGACACCAUAAUAACAACGGAGAGAAAUUGCAUUGCGCCCUUUUAAAUCAAACACUUCUUUACAUCCAAUUAGCUAAAAGGGCAGGAAAAGUCUUUUCAAUUCCCCUUAAUCGCAAAACUCUUAUGAGAUUGAAAUGAAGUACGAAACCUCAAGAAAUUAUCAAGGAUAACUAUUCCUUUUUUUUGUAGUGCAAUUGGAUUUUUAAAUCGGUAAUUCAGCACAUUUGCAUAAAGCUAAGUAUGCCUGUUUUUCUCCAACGAAGAAGUUAUUGGUUUUAGCUUAAAAAAUUAGUUUCUCAGAGGUGGCCAAUUCUUGUUCAACUGGAGAUAUCCUUUAAAAGACACCUGAAUUUUUGAUCCUGUAUUUCGGUUCGAGCCAGACGAAAGGACAGACACUAUGUUCAAACUAGCAACUUUGCUUGCUCUUGGAACAGCCUAUCUCUUCAUGUUUGCUUGGAUAGAGGAAGUAUCAGCAGAGGGUGCUACCGUAAGUUUAUCUUAUAUAUAGAGGCAACAUUUAGCUGCAUUGUGACGUUAAACCAAAUAAUUGCUAUUAUUAUAAAAGUAUCUCAAACUUUUCUUCUCAAAGCCGUUUAGUAUUCUCUUUAGCAGAGCUAUGGAACGAUUUUUUGGUAAACACAAGUUUAUGAUAAGGUCUACGUUCCCUAUAGUCGCCCUCGUUGCAUAAUGAGCCAAGGGUUUUUUAAAAUGUUAAGCUGUGUUGUGUGGCUUAUUUUAUGUCAAACGUCGACAGAGGCACCUAUCUAGGAAGGUAACCUGUUAUUGAUGCCUAGAAAAAGAGUACAGACGUAACGAUACUGACAUUGCGAGUGGUUCAGAUAUCGUAAAAUGCCUUUACGCGCGAUUUUUCAUUUGCACUCUAUUUAAGAAGGUGCAGGGAGAGGAGGAAGGCGCUUAUUUGAGGGGGGGGAGCUGGUUUGAUGUUAUGGCCUAAUGGAUGGGCGCCUAUUCGGGGAUGGGUGCUUAUUAGAGCGUGGGCGGUUAUUCGAGGAAAUAUCAUUUGUAACUAACCGGAAGCAGAUUGCAGGCACUGGAAAGAUCUAGAAGUCAUAGAAGUUGAACUCGCGACGCUGUGGUUCUUUAUGUACCAUUAGUUAAGCUUCGGUAAAUUACGGGCAAGAAAAACGUGCAUUUUGUUUUACAACAUUGCUGCGAAACGAGUUGAAAAGCGAUGUUGCGCGUUUUACCACCUACAUUCAAACCUGUUAACAGCCUGAUUUGUUGCGCAACAACUCUAUUUUCAGCAAUGUUGCAAGACAAGUGGCAAUUUUUUUUUAUUACCCGUACCUUUUAGCCGCACGGGUUCAUGGGGUACCUUGAUGUGGGGAACGACUUCAUUUGUUUGUUUGUUUUCAAUAUAUUUAAAUUUGAAUCGAACUGAAUUUUCAACACACCUUUCAAUAUUUUUUUCGAUUUAAAUUUUCCUCCCAGCCUCCCCCCCCCCCCCCCCAAACAAAUUCUUCAUUAAGCAUUUUAGGCAUUUUCUAAGCAAUUUAGGCUUUUUCUAAGCAUAAAUCAUCAGAUCAUCAAUCCCCUGUCAGAAUAAGAACAAUCGCCGAUAGUAUGAUUGUUUUCUUUUCGGUAGAAUGGCCCAACUACUUCUGUACUGGAGCAGCUAGCAGGUGGUCCUGAACAGACUGUGUUUACAUACCCAUUUUUUAAGGUGAGUACUUUAAUUUUGAGUUGCCUAUCGCGAAGGCAAGUCUCCGUUUAAAAACAAGGGGCCAUUUUGUUUCUAUUUCAAUAGGAAUUUUAAAUCCCCAUUCUCUCUUUCUCACCAGAGGAGAGGCAAGAAGGGGAACAAAAAAGGGUAUACCAUCCGGGUCUCCCCGGAGGGAAGCUUUUAAAUCUUUUGUCGACCAUUCGCAUGUCUUGGAUUAUCAGGAGAAAUUCGUGAGAUUUUCUUUAUUGCGAUCAAAUUACUUUUCUAGGGGUACAGGUGUACUAGCCCGUUACUAACGGAGCACGGUAACUUUAUUGACCUGAUAUCGGGGUCUGUACGUGAACGAUCGAGCGAGUGAUGUUAGAAAGUGGUCAGAUCACAUGACAUUUUUCUUAAGGGAACCGAAACGCUUCCGGUCAACUUCCAAGAUAAAUGUUUUGUGCGAUACCAGGGACUUUAGUAUCGCUUCCCCCUUUAAAAGCAAGAGCUUGAGCUGAAUUUAAUAAGGUUAAGAUGCAUGGCAUAAGGGGCAUUUUAUACUUAAAAUCAACAAUAACUUGGAAAAGAGUAUCUACUGGGGAAGCAAUAUUACAGCUCGCACCCCGCAACAAAAACACGUACUCGUGUCUGCCAACGAAUAAUGGAAAUGAAGCAAAUUGAGCAAACGCUAUAAUAGAGAAGUAGGACAGAAUCGAAAAGAAAUAAGAAUACGAAACGACGAGUUCUAUUCAAAGACCUACAAUGAGAGAUCAUAAUUCCUACCAGGUCAAAAGCUCAAGUAAAGAAUCAAAAACCCUUUCUAGGAAGACCUCGAUUUCACUGAAGGGGGGUUGAGAGGUCCUUAAUUGAAUUUCUGUCAGUAACCAUAAAGUCCAAUGUAUGUCAUAAACACAUAAAUUUAUAAAUAAAUUCGAGAACUCGACAAAAGCUCUUAAGCGCUUCAAAAAUAAUGUUAGAUUUACAAAGAAAAAUGUAAAAGUUCAAAUCAUUGUUCUCCCAGUCGGAGUCAAGUCAAUUAUACCACCGAAAAGUAAAUAUAAAUAAAUGAGUCCUCAUUUCUCUCCUUUUAAACUCUUACACCUUUUGAAACUAGCAUACAUGUAUACGAUAGUUUAUUUCUCUUCGGGCUAAAUUCGGCUAUUUUAUAUUGCUUAGACUCAGAAAAAGCCUGGAUUUAUUGUCCUAAAGCAACCUCGUCCCAAGGGUCUUCUCCGAAUUUUCCAAUAUACAGCCGCCUCACCACCGCCAUAUGUGGAAAACGAGAAGACCCUAGGGACGAGCUUGGCCCUGAAGUGAGUCUGUAAACUAUGCCGGGGAAAAAGCAUGCAUCUGAACACUUAACUCAUAGGCUACUUCUUCUUAUUUUUAUUUAUUUUUAUUUUUUGACUCAGCGAAAGAGGGAAUACAGGAAAAAGGCAAGAAGUUAUAUGGUAAAUGAUGUCGAAUAACAAAGAGAGGUGCACCCACCGAGGAUCAACGUAGCCACCAAGCUACUGAGAAAGUGUAGCUCCUUGAAUAAAUAAAGUGCUGCUGAAAAAAUAUAAAUGUUUUCUUAUAGUUAUACUAAGUCGGUUUUCGCGAAUACUUUGGCUAGUUUGGAUGUUUCGGGCCAAUAGCUUCCUAGCUGUUUCAGCAUGACUGAUGACUACGUCGCCAUUAAACAUAAAUGUAUAAAAAAGGCCACCAUUUUUAUCAACGGUGAAAAUUUGUAAUGAGCAGUGUUAUGAUGACGACAGAGUUUUCAUAGCAACGACGUUGUUGCCUACUUUUCUCACAGCCGUAUUUGAACUUGAUUUUUUUUCCAAAAUCGUUCACAGCAGCUUGUUCCUCCAAUAGACCAUUUGCGCGAUGUCUUUUUACUACUAAGAGCAAGACCUAAUUUGCCCAAGAAAGCAAUACCCCGAAGGUUUCUGGUACAGUAAAAACUGGCGACUAAAAACAUGGUUUUAAGAACCGGUUAAGCAGUAAAACUUGCCAGUUAGGCCCCCUCUAUACAAGAACCUGUUUAGCCUAAAAUUUGAAACAUGCGUUAUUUUCUAAAAUCUAUAAACAAUUUACUGUACGGUUGGAUAAAUAUUCAAUAUUCAGCAGGAUCCUCUUCACCCCAACUGCUAUGUAAUGGUACUGAUUUAGAUUUUAUGUACGGAAUAAGCUGAAAAGUACCACUAAAUACUCUUAGCUUCAAUGUGUUUUCUUCUUCAGAACCUAUUUAAGAACCUACAUAGCCGAAAUUUGUGUUAAUUACCGUUUAUGUAAGAACCUGUUUAAGCUAACUUGGGUACACCUCAAGUAGUUUAAGGCCCAGGACUAAGGCGUUUACUUGUCGAAAAUGAUUUAUUGGCCAUAACUUUGGCAUAGAUGAUGGCGCUGAAUCAGAAUUUGGCACACAUAAAGAACUCACCAUCAUUAACAUUUUAAAGUAUAAACAUUGUGUUAAUAAGUCACGUGAUAAGUCACGUGACCAUUUUGCUAAAAAUCGUGAAUUAUUGACCAAUUGGUGGCCGGUUUAAGAAAAGAAAUUGGGAAAAACAUUUUUCUAAUUUAUAUUAAAUAUUUCUAUCCGCUUCACGUUUGGAAUGACCGUCCAUUGCACUUCAAUAAAAAACUAUGAGGGAAAACAUUAUUUUAAAUGCCCAAAUUUAAACUUGAAUUAUUUAAAACUUUAAUUUUAAACGACGCGUACAUUCAUUCGAAGCAUUGAAAGUUAGGUAUGUUUAACCUCUUUCAGAAAUACCAAUUUCUGAAAGGGAAAUAUCUCCAAUAUCUCCUAGCGAGAGAUAUUGUCAAUUAGUAAAAUUCCGCUGGUGGUCUAUUAUCAAUGCUGCGUUCUGAUUGGUUGAGCUACUACUAUGCUAUAUGUUAUAUCGUUAUAGCCCGCUAGUAGCGAAAAGCGCGGGCUUUUUGGCGGCAAAAAAUGAUGAAACGCUAGCUUUAACUAGCUAAAGUUGUUUUGUCUCGAUAUCUUUGACCAACUACCUGGAUUUUACUAAAACAAUUAUUCGUCUCGCCCUCAUGGCCUCUGAGUCAAUAGCCCAUGACUCAGAGCCCAUUCGGGCUCGAGGAAUAAUUGUUAAUUAUUCAUAUGCUCAGAACACAUCUUUGACCCAGGCCUUAAACCCCUUGAGACGAUGCAAUUUAGUCAUUGCGCAGAAGGAAGUCCCUUUAACACUUGACAGUCCUUUUAGUUGCAGCUGCUCUCAGAAAUAAUGUCUUAUUUGAGGUCUUUGAGAAAUUUAUUCAAUCAUUUGAUUGUGGGGGAGAAAAAACUUGGCUAAAAUGCUUCGAAGACGAAGAGAGCGGCUCUUCUAAAUAUGCAUCUUUAAUUGACAAUUAAAAGAUCAUGUUCAAGGAGUUUCUGUUAAAAAUAAUGCCUAAUAGGCCAACCAGUUAAAAGAGGGAAAGAAGCCUGCUGUGAAAAAUAGUUUUUUGAGAAAUGUUAUCAUUUAUUUGGCGGAUAAGAAAAAGGGCAAAAAAACAAAGAGUAUCACACCCCUUUAUAACAGACCCAGUGGUCCAAUUCAGUCUACCCAGUGAUAAUUUAACCUUCCUGGUACCUGGCGAAUAGUUUGGUUCUACUCGGCUAAUGUUUUGCUUCCCAGGUCGCUUUCUGUUCUGAACUCUACGGAACCAGCGUAUUUCGUUAUUCAUAUUUGUUUAAAAAAGCAAAAAUAUUUUCCUUUCGGUCUGUUACAGAGGUGUGUAAUAUUUACUCGCAUCAUAAUUAAUUGUAUUCUAUAAUAGAAUAACUGCAACUUACAAAUUAGACCUUAAAUUACAGCAUAAUCCUGGACUAUUCGACUGCUGCGUCGACUGAAAUCGCUCUUGAAGCGAAUUAAGAAAACUUUUCAAAUUUGUUUUUGCAGGGAAAAAAUUGGUCUCCUUCGUGUGCUUCUAUUAAAUUGAAAACGCUAUAAAAAACGAGUUUCAAUUUGUACACAUGCAUUUUUUUUCUACUUUCGAAAGCCGGUAAUGGUUAAUUGUUGUUUGAUGAUUCCAAUUAAUGGCGGAUUAAAAACAAGAACAUGUUUGCAUCCCGCCAUGUGUCUAUUGCAAGACACCGUAAUAACAACUGAGAAAUUGCAUUGGGCACUUUUAAAUCAAACACCUCUUUACAUACAAUUAGCUGAAAGGGCGGGGAAAGUCCUUUCAGUUCCCCUUAAUAUCAAAACUCUUAGAUUGAAUUCUGUUAUUCAAAAUGAAGUAUACCACACUUCAAGAAAUUAUUAAGAAUAACUAUUCCUUUUGUAUAGUGCAAUUGGAUUUUUAAAUUGGUAAUCAGGCUGAGCAUAUUUGCAUAACGCUAAGUAUCCCUGUUUUUCUUCAACGAAGAAGUUAUUGGUUUUAGUUUGAAAAAUUAAGUUUCUCAGAGGUGGCCAAUUCUUGUUCAACUGGAGAUAUCCUUUAAAAGACACCAGAAUUUCUGAACCUGUAUUUCGGUUCAAGCAAGACGAAAGGACAGACACGAUGUUCAAACUAGCAACUUUGCUUGCUCUUGGAAGAACCUAUCUCUUGAUGUUUGCUUGGAUAGAGGAAGUAUCAGCUGUAGAUGCUACCGUAAGUUUAUCUUAUAUAGAGAGGCAACAUUUAGCUGCAUUGUGACGUUAAAAGAAAUAACUAACCAUCAUUUGGCAAAAGGUAUCUCAACCUUUUCUUCUCAAAGUUUAUUGUAUUCUUAACUUAAGCAUACAACUCAGACUCGUUGGGUCGUACAGUAACUUUCUUGAUUGGUAAAAAGGACAUGAUUUUCAGUUGCCGGGUUAAAUCUCAUUUGGUCUAAUAUCUAACUUUUAGGAAGAGAGGACUCCGCCACAAUUUUAGGAACGUCCGCGGUACUUAAAAAUAACACCAUUAAGGGGAUGUCCACACUUGGUACUCAGGAAUCAGUGUCUGAAUACCGGCACAAAAUGGUUUUGUGUUCACACUUUUAGUACCCGAUAUGUGACUCUGUAUAUAGUUGCUCCAUUUUGCCUUGUCAGACGCCAUUUUGAAACAUAGGCAGCGAGCACAAAGCAGUGGACAGCCCCAGAACUAACAGAAACGUAGCCUGUGUAGCAGGUGAUGGUGUUUUAGGGCCAAGGACGAAAUCUCGAGGAUACGCGUGUGAUAUAAACAUGACUGGCGCCUGCUACGCGGGCUAACAGAAACCGUGGACGGUGCGCACACAGGGACUCGGUGCCCACUUUUCUGCUCAAGUACAAAGGCUCAGUCGACCUUGUACUCGGGCAUACUUGUAAAGAGGGUGUGUUCACUAUAGUACAAAUACUUCCUAGAAUAACCUGUUAGCUAUUAUAUAAAUUAUAGUAUUUAAGACUAUUGUAAUAUCGUCUUUUACUGAUUAAGGUCCUUGUUAUUGUCGUCUUAUAAUGUUUUACGGGGUGUGCAUUGAAAGCAACUAGGGCCACCUGCGUGAAACAAUUGAAGGCAAUGUUCACGUUUCUUAGUUGCCAAACUAUUACAAAUCAAAGUCAGUCUCCUUUUUGUGAUCGUGACUUGUGAUUGGCCGAUUAAUGCUCGGGUGACACAGCCUGUAAGAACUGUUUCUCUCACUUUCUUGGCAGGAUAACCGCCCCGCAUCUCCAAAAGAUGUGCAAGUAAAAGGAGUGUCUAGCGAGGUAAAUGUUUUUGCAAAUGGAAACCAGUUAUGGAAGUAAAUUGAACAACACUAAGGUUUAUGGCAUUUUGAUGUCUUGUUCUAUUGUCUGCCUCUCUUUUUUGGCAGACAAGACGUCCAAUAGGAGUUGACGGGCCCUUUUACCUGUUCAACUGGAAGGCGGUAAAUAUCACUAUAUAGAAAAACGUUCAGACUGGGGUAAACUGAACUAAUGAAUGGUAUUCAAGCCAUCAUGGCCUCGUUUUAAAUAUAGGUGCGAUCACCAAAUGACAUAAUCCAAAUGAUCACCUGAAUAAUACCCACACCACAACACAGCACCUAUCCUACAAUGGUUUCAUCAACACCAAGAAACACCCUCAUUUUUUCUGUAUCAUCACUACAAUAACUCGCAGAAACGUACAAAAGAGACAUUUAUCCUCAAUUUUAUGAUAAGGUCUAGUUUCCUAUAGCCUCCAUCGUUGCAUUUAUAUUAUGCUACGUUUCAUAUUAUGAGAAAUAAAAUCCCUUUAGUCACUUUUCUGGCAGGGCGAGGCAAUUCCCAGAACAUCUUCCAACGCCAACAGUGGAGCCUAUUACUUGUUUUGGAAGGUAAGCUAUUCAGUAUUGGUGCAGCGUAGAAAAAGGGUGCAGAGGUAACGAUAUUGACAUGACCAGGAGUUAGGAUACCGUGGGUACACUGCCACUUAUGAGCCCUGGGCUUAUACAUCCUCGUAAGGGGUUUUAGGAGGCCUUAUAAGCCGGAGGGGGGCUUGUAUCCUAGUGGGCUUAUAACCGGAAUAGAAAAAGCGCUUAGAAACAAGCUAUAACAGUUCUGAACAAAAAACGUUUUUAUCUUCAGGAUAAAUCAAAUUAAGGUAAUUCUUGGAUGAGUGUCAAAACUACUUAGGGUUAUAAUCCCCGACGCCCGGCCCCUCGGUACAUUUGAAAAUCUAGAUGGCCGGCAUUAACGGUAAGACGCGGAGUUUCACUUCAUUCAUAUCUGAAUAAUACAACUUUUGCUAUCCAGAUUUUUUUCUUAUUAAGCUGUAUUUUUCGUGUUGACAGAACAAGUAAGAAAUACCAAUUAAAAAAAAUUGGGGGUUCCUUUCUCGUUCUCUCAUUAUGACGGAUAGUUUCCUUUGUCCGUAGAUUGACAGUGCCUUAAGAAGGGGGGCUUGCAAUCGAGUGAGAGGAGGUCUUAUAUUUCCCGGAGGGCUUUUUAAUAUGGGAUGUAUUUUUUCAAGGGAAGGUCUUAAAAAACAUCUGCUGAGAUAUAAGAAUAACAGGUUAUUUGACUUUUAAUUUCACUGCACACUUGAAAUCGAGAAAUGCGCAUAAAUCAAAAGAGACCAGCUAUCUUUUCUAUAUUUAUCUAAGGAUAGAUUACCAGCUCAUCAAUCCUUUGUCUCUAAAAACCAACCGUCGAUAUUUUGAUUAUUUUCUUUUCGUUAGCCUGGCAAGACUCGGGACUCGGGACAAAUGUCCGCGUCACAAUCUGUAUUUUCAUAUCGUCCCCUGUUUCAGGUGAGUACUUUAUAA